AACCAUCUCACUAGACAUCACUCCCCAUCCUCCUCGCUGCCUUCCUCAACCUCGGAGCCGUCCUCGCCCUCGUCUUCGGACGAGAGAGCGCCGCACGCAUCCUCCUCUGCGCCCUCCGCGUCCAGCAGCACCUGCUCACGGCGUGUGGGUGUGAACAGCGUCUCUUCACACCUCAGGCCCUCCGCGUCCAGCAGCACCUGCUCACGGCGUGUGGGUGUGAACAGCGUCUCUUCACACCUCAGGCCCUCCGCGUCCAGCAGCACCUGCUCACGGCGUGUGGGUGUGAACAGCGUCUCUUCACACCUCAGGCCCUCCGCGUCCGGCAGCACCUGCUCACGGCGUGUGGGUGUGAACAGCGUCUCUUCACACCUCAGGCCCUCCGCGUCCAGCAGCACCUGCUCACGGCGUGUGGGUGUGAACAGCGUCUCUUCACACCUCAGGCCCUCCGCGUCCAGCAGCACCUGCUCACGGCGUGUGGGUGUGAACAGCGUCUCUUCACACCUCAGGCCCUCCGCGUCCUGCAGCACCUGCUCACGGCGUGUGGGUGUGAACAGCGUCUCUUCACACCUCAGGCCCUCCGCGUCCAGCAGCACCUGCUCACGGCGUGUGGGUGUGAACAGCGUCUCUUCACACCUCAGGCCCUCCGCGUCCAGCAGCACCUGCUCACGGCGUGUGGGUGUGAACAGCGUCUCUUCACACCUCAGGCCCUCCGCGUCCAGCAGCACCUGCUCACGGCGUGUGGGUGUGAACAGCGUCUCUUCACACCUCAGGCCCUCCGCGUCCAGCAGCACCUGCUCACGGCGUGUGGGUGUGAACAGCGUCUCUUCACACCUCAGGCCCUCCGCGUCCGGCAGCACCUGCUCACGGCGUGUGGGUGUGAACAGCGUCUCUUCACACCUCAGGCCCUCCGCGUCCGGCAGCACCAGC
Molecule: messenger RNA, 927 nt
Organism: Emiliania huxleyi CCMP1516
Lineage: Eukaryota; Haptophyta; Isochrysidales; Noelaerhabdaceae
Exons: 2
Source: RefSeq, a predicted model, not a curated record